AUGCCUUUCCGAGUUUUAGUUCCUAAACCAAAACAAUUUUCAACAAAACGAACUACUAAAAGAAUUGGAGUACAUUCCUUUUUAAGGAAAUCGUUCAACGAACGUUAUUACGUUACAACUUAUGACGCACAAAAGGAUUGGACAACAAUACUAUCACCCACACCGUUUGAUAUUUUCGCAUUACCAAGAACGGCGUCCGACGGAGAAAUAAAAAGCAGAUAUUAUGAAUUAGUUAAAACACAUCAUCCAGAUAAAUGUGGUGACAAUUCACCAGCUGCAUUGGAACGAUUUCGAAAAGUGGUGAAAGCAUACGAGAUUUUGAAUAAUCGACAGAAAAAAGCAAUGUACCUUAGAUAUGGAGUUGGAUGGGAUUCGCCAGUAGUUCAAAACGCCGCAACAUAUAAUGGGUCAUAUGGAAGUCGAUUUUCUAAAGGAUCAAGUUAUGCAUAUUAUCAAGGAUGGGAAGCAGAUAAAGAUACAUACAAGGGCGAAUUUUCUACAACAGAGAGGUUUAUGUCUAAUCCAUACUUUGCAGCAUUCGUAGUUACAGCAGCGAUAUUUGGAGCAGCAAUUCAAUACAUAAGAAUAGAAAAUUCUGUAGGGUGGAUUCGAGCUGCCGAGGAAAGACAUCAUCUUAAAGCAGCGAAUUAUUUGGCGACCGCAAGAAGAGAAGGGAAAUUAUAUGGAAAACGAAAAAAAGCUGAAAUGAUGUUGGAUUUACUUCAUGUUAAUGGAGUGAACGAUCAAAAUAUAUGUAAUAGUGCAAACAUAUCAAAUUCUUCAAUAGAGUAA
Molecule: messenger RNA, 792 nt
Organism: Funneliformis geosporum
Lineage: Eukaryota; Fungi; Glomeromycota; Glomeromycetes; Glomerales; Glomeraceae
Source: the annotation of a GenBank genome assembly